Molecule: messenger RNA, 587 nt
Organism: Pollicipes pollicipes
Lineage: Eukaryota; Metazoa; Arthropoda; Thecostraca; Pollicipedomorpha; Pollicipedidae
Product: cuticle protein CP14.6
Exons: 3
Coding region: 10-354 (114 amino acids)
Cellular component (GO): chitin-based extracellular matrix
Molecular function (GO): structural constituent of chitin-based larval cuticle
Source: RefSeq, a predicted model, not a curated record
ACCAACUCCAUGAAGGUGAUUAUUCUCUUCCUGUUGGCGCUAGCGGCGGCAGACCGCAAUGCCAAGAUUAGAAACUACCAAUACGGCAUCGAGGAAGACGGAUCGUACGAAUCACAAUUUGAGACUACCAAUGGGAUUUCGGCCCGCGAGGACGGCAUCUCGUACCCGGGCAACGAGCCGGAGACCGGCAACUACGUGAGGAGUGGCUCCUACUCGUACGACUGGGAGGGCGUCACCUACACCGUCACCUGGACGGCCGACGAGAACGGCUUCCACCCGGAGGGUGACCACCUGCCCGACUUCAGCCACACCCGCGAGCACAUCGGCGGCGUUGGCGAAGAGCUGCGAAAGUGAUGUAUUUCGCUGGCACUACUGUGGUGACCUGCUGCGGAACAUGAUAUGUUGACACAACUCUGAGUUUAUUGUGUUUUGUUCGCGUUUACGUCGAACGGGCGUGAUCGUUAAAUGGCAAUCACGCGGCUUAUGUAUGUUGUCCUUGUCAGUCGUGUCUCACAAACAGCUUAUCAGUGUGUUUCCGUGUCCACCUGUGCAUCCCGUAAGCUGAAAUAUUCGAAGGAGUUUUUUGA